Prorocentrum cordatum is the source of this 378-nucleotide messenger RNA. The record is from the annotation of a GenBank genome assembly. Lineage: Eukaryota; Dinophyceae; Prorocentrales; Prorocentraceae.
AUGUUGGCAACCGCGGCAGGCAUCUGGAAGAAGGUCCGGAUGCACUCGAUGAGCGUUGUGUUUUCGCCCUCUGGCCGCACCUCUGGUUCUGCGUCCUUGAUCGCGAGCUCCACCACGCACACCCCGCAGAAUACCUCCGCGAGCAGGACGCCCAGGCUCCAGAUGUCCGCUGGGCAGGGGUCGUCGCGGGGAACAUCUCGAAGCACCUCUGGGGCGGCGAAGGGCACGGUGCCGCAGGGGCUCUGGCACAUCUUGCUGUCGUCCUGGAUGAUGACGGAGAGGUCGAAAUCGGCCAGCUUGAUGGUGGUGGUCUCGGGCGUCUCAUUGACAGUGAUAUUUUCUGGCUUGAUGUGUGUGAACUGGUUCACGGCGCGGUAG